AGUCAUCCUAAAUCUGUAUUUUCACAUGCAGUAUUCCUCUGGCUUUCCUGCUUCAUUUUGAGUGCCAAGGACUUCUUGUUGCAUUUAGGAGUAUGUGUUGCACAGGGAAGAUUUUAGCAUGGUGAAUGGGGUCUCUGCUGUUCCUCUGCACAUUAUCUUGAGAGUAAGGCAUAACAGCAGCGAAGGGGAAUUUCACAGAGAACCAGAAUUUUGAGUAAAAUUGAAAGCAGUGACCGAAGAGCCAGCUGUGUUGACUUUCUCAUUUUGCAACUUUCUCCAAUAGUUUGUUGUCUGAAGAGAGGCCAGAACACCCAUUUAAUUACACAGAGGAGCAAAGAGAGAGGAGUUUAUAACAUAUUUAAUCUCAUUCAUGAAUCGAACUUCCUUUUUAAGUCAUGGAUGACAAGGCUUCUGUUGGAAAAAUCAGUGUCUCUUCAGACUCGGUAUCCACUCUUAACAGUGAAGAUUUUGUCUUGGUUUCCAGGCAAGGGGAUGAAACACCAUCUACAAAUAAUGGUAGUGAUGAUGAAAAAACAGGACUGAAGAUUGUGGGGAAUGGAAGCGAACAGCAGCUGCAGCGAGAGCUCGAAGACGUGCUGAUGGAUCCACCCAUGGAAGAUCAGUCCAGUGAGAGGGACCAUGGAGAAGAAGUCAGAACUGAUGGAGAUGGGGAAGAACCUGUUGUCCUUGAAGCAUCAGCAUCCUCUACCAUUAACCCAGUGUCAGUGGCAGGACUCCAGAAACCAGAAAUGAGCUUGCCAGUGAAACCAUCCCAAGGAGACUGUGAGGAUUUGAGCCCGUUCACACCCGUGACAGACGAGGACAGCGUGGUGUUCAGCAAGCUGACCUACCUGGGCUGUGCCUCGGUGAACGCCCCGCGCAGCGAGGUGGAGGCGCUGCGGAUGAUGUCCAUCCUGCGCGGCCAGUGCCAGAUCUCCCUGGACGUCACCCUGUCGGUGCCCAACGUCUCUGAAGGGACUGUGAGACUUUUAGAUCCUCAGACAAACACAGAAAUAGCAAAUUAUCCAAUCUAUAAAAUCCUUUUCUGUGUACGAGGGCACGAUGGAACCCCUGAAAGUGAUUGCUUUGCUUUCACUGAAAGCCACUACAAUGCAGAACUCUUCAGGAUUCAUGUCUUCCGAUGUGAAAUCCAAGAGGCUGUGAGCCGAAUCCUGUACAGCUUUGCCACUGCCUUCCGGCGCUCUGCCAAACAGACCCCGCUCUCUGCCACUGCCACGCCCCAGACUCCAGACAGUGACAUCUUCACCUUCUCCGUGUCCCUGGAAAUCAAAGAAGAUGAUGGGAAAGGUUAUUUCAGUGCAGUUCCCAAAGACAAGGACAGACAGUGCUUCAAACUCCGCCAAGGGAUUGAUAAGAAGAUAGUGAUUUAUGUGCAACAGACAACAAAUAAAGAACUUGCUAUUGAAAGAUGUUUUGGCCUUCUCCUUAGCCGUGGGAAGGACGUUCGGAGUGGUGACAUGCACCUUUUGGAUUUGGAGUCCAUGGGUAAAAGUUCUGAUGGGAAAUCAUAUGUGAUCACUGGAAGCUGGAAUCAAAAGUCUCCACACUUCCAGUUUGUAAAUGAAGAAACACCAAAAGAUAAAGUGCUGUUCAUGACCACUGCUGUGGAUUUGGUGAUAACUGAGGUGCAGGAGCCUGUUCGGUUCAUUCUGGAGACUAAAGUCAGAGUCUGCUCACCUAAUGAGAGGCUGUUCUGGCCCUUCAGCAAACGGAGCUCAACUGAAAAUUUUUUCUUAAAAUUGAAACAGAUAAAGCAAAAGGACAGGAAGAACAACUCGGACACGUUGUACGAGGUUGUGUGCCUGGAAAGUGAGUCAGAGAGGGAGAGAAGGAAAACCACAGCCAGCCCCUCUCUCCGCCUGCCCCAGUCGGGCUCGCAGGGCUCCAUGAUCCCAUCUCCUCCAGAGGAUGAUGAAGAGGAAGACAAUGAUGAACCACUCUUAAGUGGUUCUGGAGAUGUUUCCAAAGAGUGUGCAGAAAAAAUCCUUGAAACGUGGGGAGAGCUGCUGUCCAAGUGGCACCUGAACCUGAGCGUGCGGCCCAAGACGCUGUCGGCGCUGGUGCGGAGCGGGGUCCCCGAGGCGCUGCGGGGCGAGGUGUGGCAGCUGCUGGCAGGGUGUCACAACAACGACCACCUGGUGGAGAAGUACAGGAUCCUCAUCACAAAGGAGUCUCCACAAGACAGUGCCAUCACCCGAGACAUCAAUCGGACAUUCCCUGCUCAUGACUAUUUUAAAGAUACUGGGGGAGAUGGCCAGGACUCCCUGUACAAAAUAUGCAAGGCCUACUCUGUGUAUGAUGAAGAGAUUGGCUACUGCCAAGGCCAGUCAUUCCUCGCUGCUGUGCUGCUGUUACAUAUGCCUGAGGAGCAAGCUUUCAGUGUUCUGGUCAAAAUCAUGUUUGAGUAUGGACUCAGGGAACUUUUCAAACAGAACUUUGAAGAUUUGCACUGCAAGUUCUAUCAGCUGGAGCGCCUCAUGCAGGAAUACAUUCCUGAUCUGUAUAACCACUUUCUGGACAUCAGCCUUGAAGCACACAUGUAUGCUUCCCAGUGGUUCCUGACCCUGUUCACUGCAAAAUUCCCUCUCUACAUGGUCUUCCAUAUUAUUGACUUACUCCUGUGUGAGGGAAUAAGUGUUAUCUUCAAUGUUGCACUGGGAUUAUUAAAAACUACCAAGGAUGAUUUGUUGCUGACUGACUUUGAAGGGGCUUUAAAGUUCUUCCGAGUGCAGCUGCCCAAGCGGUACCGCUCCGAGGAGAACGCCAAGAAGCUGAUGGAGCUGGCCUGCAACAUGAAGGUGAGCUGGGAGGAACUGCUGUUCUCAGCCUGGGAGCAGCUCCUGGCUCCAGCUCCAAGGAUUAGCCAGAAGAAGCUGAAGAAAUAUGAAAAGGAAUAUCAUACCAUGAGAGAGCAGCAGGCUCAACAGGAGGAUCCUAUAGAAAGAUUUGAGCGCGAGAACCGGCGCCUGCAGGAAGCCAACAUGAGACUGGAGCAGGAGAACGACGACCUCGCCCACGAGCUGGUCACCAGCAAGAUUGCACUGAGGAAGGACUUGGACAAUGCAGAGGAGAAGGCAGAUGCCCUCAAUAAGGAGCUGCUAAUGACCAAACAGAAGCUGAUUGAUGCAGAAGAAGAAAAGAGGCGCCUGGAGGAAGAAUCUGCUCAGCUGAAGGAAAUGUGUCGUAGGGAACUAGACAAGGCAGAGUCAGAGAUCAGAAAGAACAGCUCUAUUAUUGGUGACUACAAACAGAUUUGUUCCCAGCUGAGUGAGCGACUGGAAAAGCAACAAACAGCAAAUAAAGCUGAAAUUGAGAAAAUACGGCAAAAGGUGGAUGACUGCGAGCACUGCCGCGAGUUCUUCAAUAAGGAAGGCCGUGUGAAGGCUGCCAGCACUGCCAAGGAUGGUUCAGACGAGGACACAGAUGAGGAGAAGGAAACACUGAAGAACCAGCUGAGGGAAAUGGAACUUGAGCUGGCCCAGACCAAGCUGCAGCUUGUGGAGGCGGAAUGUAAAAUACAGGAUUUGGAGCACCAUUUGGGUCUGGCCCUGAAUGAAGUACAAGCUGCAAAGAAAACGUGGUUCAAUAGAACAAUAAGCUCUAUAAAAACAGUGACUGGAGUCCAAGGAAAAGAGACUUGUUGAAAAGCAGUUCUGUCAAACACACCUUCUUAACACAACACCUUUUGUUGCCUUCCUUGGCCAGAUGUUUAAUUCUGAGACAUGAGAGGACCAGAAUGUAAAUAUAAUAGAAACACAGCAUGUCAGGAUUUCAAUAGGUCAGUGAUAAAGAGGAUGGAAACACAAGAGAGUUUUUAUUGCUAGACAUGGGAUGUUCAUACUACUGAUAUUUAACAGGUGAUGUAGCUAGGUUGAAGCUCUUCAGAGAAACACUCCAUUCUGCGUCUGGCUGGAGGCUUUUCACAGACUAGGUACGAGAACUUACCAAACCCUAAUUGUUAAGUUUACAUAUGAUAGCUUUUUUUACAGUUAUAACCUUUUUUAAUAUUUUAUUUGAAAGGAAAAGUGUCACUAACAAAGUUAAAAAGAAAAAAGAAAAAAAAAAAGGAAAAAAUGCAACAAAAAAAUAUAAGUUUAUCAAGAACUACAUCAGUGCCAGAAAGCAGUCCCCAGAGGUAGGAAAUGGAGAGUAGGAGGUGACAUGUUUUGCUUUAUGAAUGGGGAUGAUUUCAGCAUUCCUGUCGAGCAACCCCACUUUGUUUUAGUAGAUGCAGCAUCCAUCUCUCUGUGUUUGGCAUUUCUUUCUGUUACUAAUCAAUUCUAUGCAACUCUGGGCUUUUUUGGCACAGGCUGCCAAACAAAUUCGCCACCGGAGGCUGGGAGACUUGUCAAAGUGCUAGACAAGAAUAAUCGGAAUUGUGGGCAAAUUUCCGUUUCACUUGUGUCAUAUUGUUUGAUCCACAUAUCAACAGCAUUCAAAUCCCCAGCACCAGGACUGCUGAUAAUAUGAAUUAUGUGGAUGGUCUGACAUUCAAUGGAGUCUGUCUGGGUUUUGUCAGGUUUCUGUUUUGUUUUUGUUUGUUUGUUUUUACCCGGCUGUAGCAGGCCUUCUGCGGAGCUCCGACAGAGCUCCCAGGUUUUAGUUUUGCACAUAGGUAUGAAUGGGACAAAGAAACAAUAAACUGAGAUAUAUAUGAGGCAAAAAUCACAGCGUGAGUGUAGCUGCGAGCAUCUCUAGCUGUCCAAUUCGCUUCCCUGGUAGCGUUCUGAGGUGGUGUAGGUCAUUUUUCACGCUCGAUGCAGUUGCACUAAUAGGUGCUAAACGUGCUUGGAGUUCUCAUUCCUUGGAUUGUAUUGAGUUCUCACCAGAAAGCUGUAGAAUGGAGUUUUGCACCUUGUAAUUUUUUUAAUUUAUAAUGGUUUUGUGUUAUGCUGAAGUAUCUAUUGCAUCAGUGGAUAAAUUUUGUGUGCAGUGUGAGUAUAAGCUGGUAACAAUAAGAGGCACUGGUUUGUAUAUAAAGAUAUUUGGUUUAUUUUGUAUUUCUAACUUUUUCUUGUUUACUGUACUAAUGCUAGCUAAUGUACUCUGUAACUACAGGAUAGAACAUGCUAUGUCCAAGCUUUUUUUCCUUAACUGCAUACAUUAUCUCUAUUGUUUAAUACCAAAAAAAAAAAAUACUGUAACUCCAUCAAUAUUAGAUGCGUGGACAUUGUGGUAGCAUACUUGCAGUGUGUAUACUUUAUGAAUUGAAAUAUAAACUAGUAAAAUUGUAUAACUA
Parus major (Great Tit) is the source of this 5260-nucleotide messenger RNA. It is a transcript of the gene RABGAP1, whose product is annotated as RAB GTPase activating protein 1. NCBI's taxonomy places the organism in Eukaryota, Metazoa, Chordata, Aves, Passeriformes, Paridae. The record is from RefSeq and is a predicted model, not a curated record. The coding region runs from base 396 to 3665 and encodes 1089 amino acids. The transcript has 27 exons.